AUGGGAAUAAAAUACUUGAAAGAGAUUAAGAAACAUGAAAUUCAUGAUUUUAACGAUAAGCAUAAUCAUCAGUUGCAGCUUUCUGAAACAACCCACAUGCUUGCAUCUCAAUGCAAAUUAUCUGAAGUUCAAGCUCAUGAGAUUAACUUUGCAGAUGAUGCAGGAAUCAAGCAAAAGGCUUUAUUUGAGCUAAUGAGUAGGCAAGUUGGUGGUAGAGAGAAUCUUGGUUAUACACGUGUGAAUCAAAAGAAUUACCUUCACAUUAAAAGAUUGGGAAAUAUGGCUUACGGAGAGGCAAGCACUUUAUUACAACACUUUCAACAAAAGUGUAUACAAAAUCCAUCGUUUUACCAUGGAGUCCAAUUAGACAUUGAAGAACAAAUAACAAAUAUUUUUUGGACUGAUGCAAGAAUGAUAAUGGAUUAUGAAUACUUUGGUGAUGUAGUCACUCUUGACAUUACAUGUAGUACUAAUAAUACAUAUAGGCCUUUGGUUGUAUUUGCAGGAUUUAAUCAUUUCAGAGGGGUUGUAAUAUUUGGUGUUGCGCUUCUUUAUGAUGAAACUGCAUAA
Molecule: messenger RNA, 570 nt
Organism: Lathyrus oleraceus (garden pea)
Lineage: Eukaryota; Viridiplantae; Streptophyta; Magnoliopsida; Fabales; Fabaceae
Product: protein FAR1-RELATED SEQUENCE 5-like
Exons: 1
Coding region: 1-570 (189 amino acids)
Source: RefSeq, a predicted model, not a curated record